Messenger RNA from Rhea pennata, 1290 nucleotides. RefSeq names its product TATA-box binding protein associated factor 11 (gene TAF11). Gene Ontology annotation, molecular function: transcription coactivator activity; protein heterodimerization activity. Bases 20 to 691 code for a protein of 223 amino acids. Gene Ontology annotation, cellular component: nucleus; transcription factor TFIID complex. The record is from RefSeq and is a predicted model, not a curated record. Gene Ontology annotation, biological process: RNA polymerase II preinitiation complex assembly; transcription initiation at RNA polymerase II promoter. NCBI's taxonomy places the organism in Eukaryota, Metazoa, Chordata, Aves, Rheiformes, Rheidae. The transcript has 5 exons.
GGCGCCGCCGCGGGCAGCGAUGGCGGAGCCCGGCUCGCCGGGCUGCGAGGAGCUCGGGGCUGCUGCUUCCGCCCCGGAGCCGCCCCCGGCCGCCGCCUCCUCCUCCUCCUCGUCUUCCCCGGGCCCCGGAGCGGCGGCUGCGGAGGAGCCGGAAGCCGCGGAGGCGGCGGCUGAGGGCGAGGCGGGAGAGGCUGGCGGGGGCGGCGAGCUCAAGGCGGAGGCGCAGACGGGGGAGGUGCGGAGCGCCGAGGGCGAGGUGGUGGACGGGGAGGACCCGAGCCUGCAGCCGUGCGCGGCCAAGAAGGUGAAGCUGGAGCUGAAGGAGAGGAAGGAGAAGAAGCACAAGGUGGAUGAGGAUGAGAUCCAGAAGAUGCAAAUAUUGGUCUCUUCCUUUUCUGAAGAACAAUUGAAUCGUUAUGAGAUGUAUCGCCGGUCUGCUUUCCCCAAAGCUGCUAUUAAACGGCUGAUCCAGUCAAUUACUGGCACCUCUGUCUCUCAAAACGUGGUUAUUGCCAUGUCUGGCAUUUCCAAGGUCUUCGUUGGGGAGGUGGUGGAGGAAGCACUGGAUGUAUGUGAGAAGUGGGGAGAGCUGCCACCUCUACAGCCCAAGCACAUGCGAGAGGCAGUGAGGAGGCUCAAGUCACGAGGACAGAUACCCAAUUCCAAAUAUAAGAAAAUCAUCUUCCACUGAAAUAUCUCAAAAGCAGCGAGAGAAGACAGAAGUUAAAACAAGCUUCCAGUUGGGUACUGUGCAGCGGAGCUAUGAGGCUUAAGCACUUCAAGCCUCUGUUGUUGCCUGCCCAUAUUGUUCUCCAAGAGCCUAUAGGAAAACAAACCUUGAUGCUGAAGUUGUGCUGUGGUUUGUUUCUGGUUUACAACAUGUAGCCAUUAAUACUUCAGGCAUGGUUGAUGGGGUGGGAGGGCAGGGGAAAAAGUGCUGCGGAUGAAGCUUGGAGUACCUCUGUGUAAAGUAAUACAGUUGUCUCCGAUUGUGGUAUUGGAGCCUCCCCUUCAAGGAGCCUGUAACCAUUCCACUGCGUGUAGACCUUCAUUUAAGCUACCGUGGUGAGGCUUCCUGGAGUAACUGCUGGGGUCUGCUUGAUCUUAGCAAUAUGCUGGAGCAAGCAGCAGCCAAACAAUGGACUAGGGGCCUCAACAGUCCAGCGAUGGGAACCAUCAAGGUCUUCAGUGUAUUUACCCAACAGGAUCUUGCUUUCUGUUGACAUUGAUGUAGUGGUGUCUAGGUACAGAAGUGUCUUUUUGUACAUUAAAUUUGUUACUGUUUUUAUA